Molecule: messenger RNA, 6266 nt
Organism: Oncorhynchus keta (chum salmon)
Lineage: Eukaryota; Metazoa; Chordata; Actinopteri; Salmoniformes; Salmonidae
Gene: oclnb
Product: occludin b
Exons: 9
Coding region: 228-1592 (454 amino acids)
Biological process (GO): bicellular tight junction assembly
Cellular component (GO): cytoplasmic vesicle; bicellular tight junction; apical plasma membrane
Source: RefSeq, a predicted model, not a curated record
GUAACCUGUUCUGUAUAGGGGAGUGACAAGGAGGAGACAGACGACUGUCAUAUCCAAGAGAGAGAGCGACCUGCACGCAGUUUUGAUCGGUGACGUGCAUAGGCGUGUUGGACAACAGCAUACGAGUUUCAGCAUUAUCAAAAGAAACGCAGAUUCUCCUCGGAACAGUGCAGCAGUGACUGGAUAAAGUGAAGAGUUGAGACCUAGGUGGACCAGAGGAUCCCAGUAUGCCCUCUCACAACAAACGCACCUCUCCUUCCUACCAUCCCGGCAGCAGACGCCAUGAACACAGGCACAAGCAUAGCGAGCAUGUCUCCAACCCAGCCUACUCUUUCUACCCAGAGGAGGAGCUCCUCCACUUCUACCGCUGGACCUCUCCUCCGGGGGUGAUGAAGAUCAUCUCCAUCAUCAUCAUCAUCAUGUGCGUAGCGAUCUUCGCCUGCGUGGCGUCUACGCUCGCCUGGGACUACGACAUGAGCAUGAUGGGAAUGAGCGGCGGCAUCGGCGCCGGCAUGGGCAUCGGAGGCGGAGGAUACGGUGGGAGCUACGGCAGUAGUUACGGCGGAGGCUCGUCCUACGGCGGAGGUAUCGGCGGAGGCUCGUCCUACGGCGGAGGUAUCGGCGGAGGUAGCUACGGAAGCGGGACCCAGACUGACCCCCUGGCGGGGAAGGGCUUCAUCAUUGCCAUAGCAGCCAUCACCUUCAUCGCCGUGCUCAUCAUCUUCAUCCUAGUGGUGUCGCGGCAGAACGCGUCCCGCUCGCCAAAGUUCUACCUGGGGGCCAUCAUCGUGUCGGCCAUCUUGGCGAUACUAAUGAUCAUCGCUACUAUAGUCUAUCUGGUGGCAGUGAACCCCACAGCCCAGUCCUCAGGGUCCGUCUACUACAACCAGAUCAUACAGCUGUGUUCCCAGUACCAGAAUCAGAACCAAGCCCAGGGCAUCUUCAUCAACCAGUACCUCUACCAUUACUGCGUGGUGGAACCUCAGGAGGUCAUAGCCAUCAUCCUGGGAAUCUUGGUAUUCGUGGGUCUGAUCAUCCUGCUGGUGUUUGCUGUGAAGACGCGUCAGAAGAUCAGACGUUGGGGCCCAGACAGAAUCCUCUGGGAGGAGACCAAGGUUAUCAGCAACAGCCUGCGCACACACACCAUCGGAGAGUGGGUGAAUAACGUGUCUGGUCAGCCGGACACUCUGGUGAAUGAAUACAACGACAAGGUGGGGGGCUCCAGGAACUUCCUGGACCAGCUGCCAGACCACAGACCUCUGUAUCUGCCUGGGAGCUCAGACAUAACAAGUUCGUUGGGAGGACUGAAGAGCAAGCUGAGGGACUAUGACACUGGUGCAGAAUCAGGAGGAGAGGAUCUGGACGAGAUCGACUUUAACUCCGAGUUCUCUGCCAUCAUGAAUGAGCAGGAGCGUCUGGACUACAAGAGGGAGUUUGACCGGGACCAUCUCGAGUACAAAGAGCUGCAGGCUGAGCUGGAUGACCUCAACAUGGGCCUGGCUGACCUGGACAGGGAACUGGACAGACAACCAGAGGGCAGCCCACAGUUCCUGGUGAGGACUUUAGAGAUACUAUAUAAAUGUUAUAUUUAAUGUUCUCGUUCUAUUAGUGUGUGUGUGUGUGUGUGUGUGUGUGUGUGUGUGUGUGUGUGUGUGUGUGUGUGUGUGUGUGUGUGUGUGUGUGUGUGUGUGUGUGUGUGUGUGUGUGUGUGUGUGUGAAUAGCUAUGUUUCCAUUAACUUGUCCAGUGAUUGAUUUAUUUUUUGACGACAUUUAGAAAGUUUAUAUAGAAAAUAGAUUUUACAAUUUCCUGCGAGGUGCAUUUCCAUGUAACUUGUGUCGAUUUAAAAACACCUGGAUAUAAUGAUGUAACUCCUACAGUAACCAGCUUGUGUCGAUUAAAAACACCUGGAUAUAAUGACGUAACUCCUACAGUAACCAGGUUGUGUCGAUUAAAAACACCUGGAUAUAAUGAUGUAACUCCUACAGUAACCAGGUUGUGUCGAUUAAAAACACCUGGAUAUAAUGACGUAACUCCUACAGUAACCAGCUUGUGUCGAUUAAAAACACCUGGAUAUAAUGAUGUAACUCCUACAGUAACCAGCUUGUGUCUAUUAAAAACACCUGGAUAUAAUGACGUAACUCCUACAGUAACCAGCUUGUGUCGAUUAAAAACACCUGGAUAUAAUGAUGUAACUCCUACAGUAACCAGCUUGUGUCGAUUAAAAACACCUGGAUAUAAUGAUGUAACUCCUACAGUAACCAGCUUGUGUCUAUUAAAAACACCUGGAUAUAAUGACGUAACUCCUACAGUAACCAGGUUGUGUCGAUUAAAAACACCUGGAUAUAAUGAUGUAACUCCUACAGUAACCAGGUUGUGUCGAUUAAAAACACCUGGAUAUAAUGAUGUAACUCCUACAGUAACCAGCUUGUGUCUAUUAAAAACACCUGGAUAUAAUGACGUAACUCCUACAGUAACCAGGUUGUGUCGAUUAAAAACACCUGGAUAUAAUGAUGUAACUCCUACAGUAACCAGGUUGUGUCUAUUAAAAACACCUGGAUAUAAUGAUGUAACUCCUACAGUAACCAGGUUGUGUCGAUUAAAAACACCUGGAUAUAAUGAUGUAACUCCUACAGUAACCAGGUUGUCGAUUAAAAACACCUGGAUAUAAUGAUGUAACUCCUACAGUAACCAGGUUGUCGAUUAAAAACACCUGGAUAUAAUGACGUAACUCCUACAGUAACCAGGUUGUGUCGAUUAAAAACACCUGGAUAUAAUGAUGUAACUCCUACAGUAACCAGCUUGUGUCUAUUAAAAACACCUGGAUAUAAUGACGUAACUCCUACAGUAACCAGGUUGUGUCUAUUAAAAACACCUGGAUAUAAUGAUGUAACUCCUACAGUAACCAGCUUGUGUCGAUUAAAAACACCUGGAUAUAAUGAUGUAACUCCUACAGUAACCAGCUUGUGUCGAUUAAAAACACCUGGAUAUAAUGACGUAACUCCUACAGUAACCAGGUUUCCAUCCAACCUUUUUUUUAUUUUAUAAGAGUACAUGUCAGAUAAACAGAAAUGUCAUGACAGGCCUGAUGGAAACAGAACAGUUUGUCGGUAAACUUUUCAAAUGUCGACAAACCAAAAUACACGAGACAAGGUGGGAUCUUUCUGUCAGUAAAAUGAAUUAUGUCAGAAAUGUCGGUGGAAACGCUUUUACGCCCAAAUCUUGAUAUAACCAUAAUAUUGAAGUAAACUUGGGAGUCAUGCGAUGACAUGUUGUGUGUCCUCCCACUACAACUCAUCAGGAAAGCCUGCAGUUUAUUAGGCUACAGAUGAAAUACAUGAACUCCACAGGGUGGUGAAAGUGCAAGGUGAUGAGUUUGAUGCUCCUUUUCAAUAAUUAUUGAGGGUCUCAUUCUGGUGACAUGAUGAUCGAUGAUUGGCUGCCGAUUGACAAAUACAAAUAAUCUCGCUCUUUCUGUCCAUAAUAAUCUCAUCAUGUAGACUAUACCCACACAGUAUCUCAUCAUGUAGGCUAUACCCACACAGUAUCUGAGCUGUAGGCUAUACCCACACAGUAUCUCAUCAUGUAGGCUAUACCCACACAGUAUCUCAUCAUGUAGGCUAUACCCACACAGUAUCUCAUCAUGUAGGCUAUACCCACACAGUAUCUCAUCAUGUAGGCUAUACCCACACAGUAUCUCAUCAUGUAGGCUAUACCCACACAGUAUCUCAUCAUGUAGGCUAUACCCACACAGUAUCUCAUCAUGUAGGCUAUACCCACGCAGUAUCUGAGCUGUAGGCUAUACCCACACAGUAUCUCAUCAUGUAGGCUAUACCCACACAGUAUCUCAUCAUGUAGGCUAUACCCACACAGUAUCUCAUCAUGUAGGCUAUACCCACACAGUAUCUCAUCAUGUAGGCUAUACCCACACAGUAUCUCAUCAUGUAGGCUAUACCCACACAGUAUCUCAUCAUGUAGGCUAUACCCACACAGUAUCUCAUCAUGUAGGCUAUACCCACACAGUAUCUCAUCAUGUAGGCUAUACCCACACAGUAUCUCAUCAUGUAGGCUAUACCCACACAGUAUCUGAGCUGUAGGCUAUACCCACACAGUAUCUGAGCUGUAGGCUAUACCCACACAGUAUCUGAGCUGUAGGCUAUACCCACACAGUAUCUGAGCUGUAGGCAUUAUGUGUCAAACUCAUUCCACGGAGGGCCCCGCUCCACCCUUGUAAUUGAUUGAUGAAUUAAGGUCACUAAUUACCUUGUUGUUUAGGUCUUAAUUGAAAGAAAAAAACAGAAAUCCGCGGACACUCGGCCCUUUGUGGAAUGGGUUUGACACCCGAUGUUGGCCCUUCACUCAACUCAGGACCUCAACCAGUUCCACAGUAUUUUUUUCGUGGUUCCCCUUUACUCAGGGACUGAUUUAGACCUGGGACACUAGGUGUGUGCAAUUAUUAGCUAGAACAGAAAACCAGCAGGUUGAAUACCCCUGCUCUGCUGUAGGCUAUAAGAAAGUGUGACGCUAAUUGUUUUUUUUUCUAUCCUUAAAACAGGAUGCUAUGGAUAAGUACACCCGGAUGAAGAAUAUGAAGAAGUCCUCAGACUAUCAGCUGAAGAAGAAGAGGUGCAAGCAUCUGAAGGCCAAGCUGUCUCACAUCAAGAGGAAGGUCAGCGAGUAUGACCGCAGACCCUGAACCCUGACCACCAACCCCAGUCCAGAGCAGACUCCACCCUUGUCUGUCCAGGAAACUGGCCUCAAAAGAAGGAAGACCAUAAUGGGAGAGGGACCCAGAGAAGGCUUUUUUUUCAAUGUGAAGUCAUAUGAACAUUUUUUAAGAGGGAGAAUUCUCUGAAUGUCUAAUAAUGUUGUUUUAUUUUCUUAUUGAAGUUAGAUUGAUGUUGAGUCCCCCCAGCCCCAGGAUUGUACCCACAGCCGCGGGAAGUAGGGAUGCUGCCGCACCCCCUGAAAAAUCCUGAUGAUGUGGCUCAGUUGAUAGAGCAUGGUGCUUGCUAUGCUAGGGUUCGAUUCCCACAGAGGACCAGUACAAAAAUCUGUGCACUCACUACUGUAAGUUGCUCUGGAUAAGAGUGUUUAUUAACAUGGAAAAGGAAUGAAUAGACCAUUUCAAUUUUCACAUAGAAAUAAGUUGCAAAGUAUUUCAAGAAAAUGGAUAACAUAUCAAUAAAGUUUUUUUUAAUAUUCCACAAGUAUUUUAAAAUUACCUGUUUUGUACAGAUAAUUAUCAGACUCAAGUUAAAAAUGCUGGUAAACACUCAAAUACAUUUGGUACAUUUUUCCCCCCACAAAAGCAGUGCAUUGGGCCUGUAUUAGCGGACCGACAUAUAGACACUCCAUAUACACUCCCCCUGUCGUUGCAGCAACCCCACCCCCAAACUACUUCCAGCGGCUAUGAUAAUACCUCUAAUAUGUAGCCUAUGCCGAGUCCCCAACAAUCGGAUGUUCCGGUUUUGGAAAGAGCCUGUGACUCGACUUCAGCUUUUGGACAUGAACAAGGUGACCAGCCAUCUUAACUCCUCCACAUUUACUGGAUUGAUUGAACAUUACAGAAGAGAACCUCCCCAGACAGUUUUUUACAUUUUUUAUAAACAAUAUUUAUGGGAUCUAGUUUCAGGCGUUUAUUUUAAACCUGCUACGUUAGGUUAACAGUUGGGGAAUGAUGGAUGGCGCAAGAUGCUAAAGGUUAUUAGAGCGCCCUCUAGGGUAUAGAUACAUGACAUGGCCAAUGAACGUUUUUUUUUUUUACAUGUUUGUACAUUUUUGUUUUAACAAAGGUUCUCAGGGGAUGCUCCUGUAUCCAAAUAAAAUAUUUUAUCUAUAAAAAAUAAAUACCCGGUGUGUCCUUAUGGAAUUGUACAGUUUUUUUUUUUUUUAUCAGCUUUUACAAAUUCAUUUUGUAGCGGUCUUUUACUGACAUCCGGGCACCGGAUGUCUAGUAAGCACCGUCCACUGUAUAGUAAGCAAAUUAACGAUGUUUUCCCUUUUUCGUAACUAUAUCUUUUUGUGAAUUUCCGAAAAUGUUUUGCCAUUCAUCUAAAUUGUAAUUUUCUCAGACAUUUCUGUCUGUUUAGUUAAAAAAUUAAAUGUGAACAUUGUGAUGUAUUGAAGAUGUCCAUCUUCAACAAUAGUCUGAGGUUAAAUAUUGUUCAUACAGAGAAGCAGGCAAGUAACCUACUACUAUGGUGAUUAUGUACAAUGUAGGAUUUAUUGUGUAAAUGUUAUUUAAUAAAAAAUUAAAACACUUUA